This is a messenger RNA of Stegastes partitus (bicolor damselfish), 3011 nucleotides long. RefSeq names its product CTTNBP2 N-terminal-like protein. NCBI's taxonomy places the organism in Eukaryota, Metazoa, Chordata, Actinopteri, Pomacentridae. Bases 79 to 1854 code for a protein of 591 amino acids. The transcript is spliced from 5 exons. The record is from RefSeq and is a predicted model, not a curated record.
UGGAGUGCUUUGAUUCAUGCUGUUGUGGAGUCUCAUUUUGGGAUUUGGAGAACAAUUAAUGCGGCCAGAACGGAGCGCAUGAAGGAGGAGAAGAUGAAUGUGGAGGCUCUAAGCAGAGCAGAGCUGCUGACUCUCCUCAGUGUCUUGGAGGGAGAGCUGGAGGCCCAGGAUGUAGUCAUACAUGCCCUCAGGGCUCAGCACAGAGAUGCUUUUGUCCAGGAGCGCUACGGACAGUAUGACCUCAGCGAUCCAUUCCUGGCCCUGCAGCGGGACAACGACACCAUGGAGCGCCAGAACACUCUCGCCCAACCUCACACGCAUCUGCAAGGCCGGGCAGUGGGCCCAAACCCUCUGGCUGUGCUUAAACUGGUCAUGGCUCACUGCAAAAGGAUGCAGGAGAGGAUGAUGGGACAGUUAGCUGCUGCUGAGAGCAGACACAGGAGGAUGAUCGCUGAUCUGGAGGAGGAGAAACAGCGGCAUGCCCAGGACUCCGUGCAGCGCGCUGAUUUCACCUUCUUGCUGCAGACAGAACGAGAUAAACUGCUGCAACAGUUGGAGGUGGAGCAUGCAACAGUGCAGAGGUUAGAGAAGGAACAAGCACAAGUGGUGAGCAAAGUGGAGGAGUCCCUCUCCCAGCAGCAGCAGCUCUCCUCAACUCUGAGUCUGGAGCUCCAGAAAGCCAACAGCCAGGCUCAGGAGGAGGCUCAGAAGGUCUCCCAACUUCACACAUUGCUGCAAGAGGAGACCAGCGCCCUGGAGAAGCUCCGGGCAGUUCUUGAAAGCGAAAAGAGCAGGACAGCUCAGCUUGAGGCCAGGUCUGAGCGGCAGCUGGCUGAGUUUGACACAGAACGAGAGCAAAUGAAAGCCAGGCUCAGCAAAGAGGAGGAAAGGAGUAGGGAGCUUGAGAGACAGGUGGGGGAACUCAGGAAGAGGUUGGCUGAGCCCGAAGGAUGUAAAGAAGAGGUAAAGGUGGCUGCAAUGGAGGUGAAAGAGCCAUUAUCCAAGACGAUGGUGGUGUCCACCUCUGUUCAGACUGAGCCAGAUGGAAAGGUAUCUGCCACUGCUAAAUCCGCCUCACUGCCAAAGGUUAAUGGCCAUCACGCUCAGAAGGAGACAGAACCAACACAGGAAGGGAGAGGAGCAGAAAACGGAGGAGUAGAAAAUGGUGGAGGAGCACUUUUGCAUUCGCCUCUUCACCCUCUUCCUCACCCUCAUCCUAACUCUCCCUCCAGCACAGCUUCCUCUUCCCUCUCCUCUUCCCCCAUUUCUUCCCCUGUUCUGGCAAAGCGUCUGGGCAGCCCAGGCUUCCAUCAGUCCUCCUACCAGGCUGGAGUCAACCAGCGAUUCCAGGCUGCCAGGCACAAGUUCCAGAGUCAGGCCGAGCUGGAGCAACAGCAGCACGGUGGCCCUCUUUCCCCCAGGGACCUCUCCCCCACCACCUCCUCCAUCCCUCCCCCUCCAGAGCACAGCACGGCGAAGCAACUGGCCCGCAACACUGUCACUCAGGUGCUGUCCCGCUUUACCAGCCAGCAGGCCGGAGUCAAGCUGUCGCCAAUCAGCAGCUCUCCGUUUGGUACAGACUACCGCAAUCUGGCGGCAUCUCCUCCGGGGUCGAGGUCGCCUUCUUCCGGCCCCCUGUCUCCGGGCAUUCGCUCUCCCCUCACUCCUCGCUCAGAGAAGACCAAUCCUCCUCCAAUCCCUCCCAAGAAGCCAGGCAUGAGUCCAACUCCAGGCUCCCCAAGUCACUCUGCUCGGACCAGCCUCUUCCCAGAGCUGACAGGGAACUGUGGACACAGCAGCAGCGGGCAGGAGGGAGCGAAGGAGUCAGACCUGGUUUUAUCCUCUAGUAGCUAACAGCCAGAUCAUACAAACUAACUGGUAAACAAGUCAGGGCUAAAUCAGCAGUUCUGUAAUAUCUGUCUUUGCUUGCCCUUGCAAACCCACUUCAUAGCACUCAAAAUCUAGACACUUCAAAGCUGUGCUGGUUUCAACAGAUGCAGAGUUUGUCGCACCCCUACCUCCAUAGCACAAUCUGAGAAACAAUUGGAAAAGACAUACUAGAAGUAAAAUAUAGUAUAUUAUGGAUUUAGUAUUUCUUUUCUGUUGAUUUCUUUAUGUUGAAUUAUUGAGUUUAAGUUGUUUUCUACAAACCACAAGCAAAACAUCUGUUGAUUUUGAAGAAAGAAAUGUCAAUGGGACUUCACUGUACAGUGCUGCUUUCCUUUUUUUUUUCUUUUUCUCCAACUCUCAAACUGCCAAUCCUGCUACAAUCAAAGAAGAAAAACCGUAUAGCAAUUAGAAGGGCUAAAAUCUAUGGAUGUGGAGCAUAGCAAAUGUGUAGCUACUGUAUCGCCAUUUUAUAAUAGUGAGUAGUUUUUAAAUGUUUUCACAACCAAUUCUUAUGCAGUUUCUAUCGAGAUGUUCCACGGUAAUAUAUUGUAAAUAUGUUAAAGAAUUGAGUCAAUUGUCUAUGAACGAACAUCACAUGCAUGUACUGUUUUUUUCUACUAUACUUAUGAAUACACUGAGUCUUGUCUUGAAAAGGGAGAGCACACUUUGCACUGUAUUACUGUAUUUCUACAAUUCAGAUUUGUUUUUUGUUUUUUUUUUAUUCAGGGAAGGUUGAUUUCUCCUUCACCCAAACCAAGAAGGACUACAUGUCAUGCUUAUAUGACAACUGUUUUAGAUAUUCCAUCCGUGAAGAUAAUGGACGCUAAAGGUUUGAAUCUUGCUACUGUAAUUAUUCUAUAGUAUCUGUCAAAUUAUUUACAUAGCUUUGUCUUAUCCUAACAGUGAUGCACAUCAGAUGAUUGUUAUAGGUUUACCGUUUUUUAUGUCUUAUAUUGUUUUGGCUUUAAAACUGAUAUUUUUCACCAAUCUAUUUAAACCUGUAGAUGUAUGCACUGCUGUCUGUGAGGGGUUUCUCAGCUGUCUCUAGUAAAAGAAGAAUAUGAACACCUGCAACAUUUAGUGCUUUUUAAAAAAAUAAACUGUCCCUAUUUUAAAGCUUA